AGCUUCUGGACUUGGGCGAUUCUCCUGUACCAGCUUCCAAGGGCUGGGACCACAGAUCAGAAGCUGAGAUCUCCUGAGUACAGACACUGGCAGAACAGGCUCCUUACAAUGCUUCCCAUGAUCUCCUGGCCACACUCUCCUCACAGUGUCCUGCUGUUGACCCUGCUGCUGGGACUUACAGGAGCAGAUGAGCGGGAGCUGAAGGUGAUUCAGCCUGAGAAAUCAGUUUUUGUGUCUGCUGGAGGUUCAGCCAUUCUGAACUGCACUGUGACCUCCCUGCUCCCUGUGGGGCCCAUUAAGUGGCUCAGGGGUACAGGACAAAGUCGGCAUCUUAUAUACAGUUUCACAGGAGAGAGAUUCCCCAGAAUCACAAAUGUCAAAGAUGUCACAAAGAGAAACAACCUGGACUUUUCCAUCCGCAUCAGUAAUGUCACCCCUGCUGAUGCUGGCACCUACUACUGUGUGAAGUUCCAGCCUGACACUUCAGUGUCUGGGAAAGAGCUUCAGUCUGGAGGAGGCACCAUGUUGUAUGUGCUUGCAAAACCAUCUCCUCCUGUGGUCUCAGGACCUGCAGCCCGAGCUUCACCUCAGCAGACAGUGACCUUCACAUGCAAGUCUCAUGGAUUCUCCCCUCCGAAUAUCACACUGAAGUGGUUCAAAAGUGGAAAAGAGCUCUCUCCCUUCGAAACUACUGUGGACCCCAAAGGAGAAGGAAUCUUCUACAAUGUCUCCAGCACAGCCCAGUUAGUGCUGGGACCCAGAGAUAUUCAUUCUCAGAUCAUCUGUGAGGUGGCCCAUGUCACCUUGCAAGGAAGCCCUCUCCGUGGGACUGCUAACUUGUCUGACAUCAUCCGAGUUCUACCCUCCAUGGAAGUCAGCCAGCAUCCAACAGUGGUAUUGAAUCUGACGAAUGUCACUUGUCAAGUGAAGAACUUCUAUCCUUUGAGCCUUCAGUUGACCUGGACAAAGAAUGGAAAUAUGUCUCAGACAGAAGUGGCUUCUACACUCACAGUAAACAAGGAUGGAACCUACACAAGGACCAGCUGGCUCUUGGUGAACAUACAUGCCCAUAAGGAGGACAUGGUACUCACAUGCCAGGUUGAACAUGAUGGACAGCCAGCAAUCAUGAAAUCCCAUACUGUGGUGAUCAGUGAACAUCAGAGGGAGCAAGAAUUGAAGACUUCAGAUUCUGCUAAAGUCCUUGUAGCUGUGCUCUUUGGACCCAAACUGCUGCUGGUAAUUGGGGUUUUUGCUGUGUACAGGUACAAGAAGCAAAAGGCCUGAAGGAUCUCACUAUGUAGCCUUGACUUUGCUGGAACUCUCUAUUUAGACCAGACUUGCCUGAACUCAUUAAGAUUGGCUUGCCUGUGCCUUUUGCAUGCUGGGAUGGAUUGUGAGUUUCAGCAUUACAUCUAUUUAGAAAAAAAAAUGAUUCCAUUUAUCCCUUUACUGUACUGUAAGUAUAUCCUUUAUCUGAUGAACCAAUGGAGGACCAUGCAUGGAGAGGACCUAGACUACUUAUUGGCUGAUUGGGAGCUCAGUCUCCAUGUGGCUACUUAAUGAGGAUAUCAAGGCCUGCGUCUAUCAUGCACUCAGUUGACUGCUCACUGAUUAUUGGCCCCUGAUGAUGCAGCCUUGCCAGUCCACUGAGGAAGAGGAUUCAGGCAGUCUUGAUGAGCUAUGAUAAGCUAUGGGCAGAUGGCAAUGUCAGUGAAUUCCUUGUCUCAGUGGA
Molecule: messenger RNA, 1732 nt
Organism: Psammomys obesus (fat sand rat)
Lineage: Eukaryota; Metazoa; Chordata; Mammalia; Rodentia; Muridae
Product: signal-regulatory protein beta-1-like
Exons: 7
Coding region: 109-1284 (391 amino acids)
Biological process (GO): positive regulation of phagocytosis; positive regulation of T cell activation
Cellular component (GO): plasma membrane
Source: RefSeq, a predicted model, not a curated record